AUGGUGUUUCUCACGACUCUUCUGAAUUCGGACUAUGUAACAACGCCAUGGGCUGUACUUGGAACGUUUGACAACAAAUAUGCCAACUCGUCUUUGGUUUUGGUAACGCUGAACUUCGCGAUAGUGCUAGCUGCAGUUAGCACAAUAGAGAGGGCUUUUAUUGUUAAAAUAUGUCAGCCGGAGUUCUACUCAAGGGCUGUAAAAUUCUUCAUCGAUCAAUUACCGUACGAGGUUGGAAAACGGUUUGUGCCGCUAGAAAGAACACCACCGUUUAUUGUAUUUGGAAGCUUUCUACACUUCCUGACAUGGUGCGUGACUGUGGUUUUUGUGUUUUAUGGGAUAUGUAUCAUGCUAGAGGCUAUUGAAACAUUGUCUCCAGUGAGUAAAUACGCAACGAUUGUUGUAAUGACGCUAUUACCGAAAACGCUUUCCCUCACAUAUGAGUUUCACGAUAUGAAAACUCAAAAUGAGAUUCCUGGUGAAUGGAAGCCUGAGAAAUGGGAAGCUGAGAAAGUUCUUAAACAAGAAUUAGUGGAUAGCAUCAAAAGUAGAAAUCUUGAGCAGUCGAAAACAAUUAAUGAGAAGUCAACUGAGAAACGCGAAAGAAUGCCGUAUGAGUUGGCAUACCAACAAUCGGACGAUCGGCCAUCUGCCAAGACUCCAUUCAAUCAUUUCACACCGGCCGAUUCCAGCUACAUAUCAGUAUUUCAUUGUCAGAUGCUUUGGAAAGAGUUAACAAGCUCUUACCUUACUCACCGCGAAAGAAGAAGCUUUCAGGAAGAAGCUGUUCAACGCGUGAUGGAUGUUUGUCAUGCAUACGAUGAUUACGAGACAGAAGUAGUGCCACAAAGGCUACUAAUUGUGGAUCAGUGGCUUUGCGAAAUCAAAGCAGCCGAUAGAUAG
Molecule: messenger RNA, 903 nt
Organism: Enterobius vermicularis (human pinworm)
Lineage: Eukaryota; Metazoa; Nematoda; Chromadorea; Rhabditida; Oxyuridae
Source: the annotation of a GenBank genome assembly